CCGCGGUAACGGACGUGCCGUGUUUUAUUUUUACCGCGUUUUGUUUCCCUUUCGUUCUUUCCGUUUAUGAUUUGAAGCCAUCAUGUCGAAGGGCGACAGUGAACAGCAAAAUGGCUCCGGCGAAGAGUCCAAGACCAACCUCAUCAUAAACUACCUGCCACAGAGCAUGACCCAAGAGGAAAUACGAAGCCUGUUCUCGAGUAUCGGCGAAGUAGAGUCCUGCAAGCUGAUCCGGAACAAAGGAGCGGCCUUCCCGGACGCCUUGAACCACGCGCUACACGGCGGCGGACAGAGUCUUGGGUAUGCCUUUGUUAACUAUCACCGACCCGAAGACGCCGAGAAGGCUAUCGCCACCCUCAAUGGACUGCGGCUCCAGAACAAAACCAUUAAGGUCUCGUACGCCAGGCCAAGCAGCGAAGCCAUCAAAGGCGCCAAUCUCUACGUUUCCGGCCUCCCGAAGACAAUGACCCAAAUAGAGUUGGAGAGAUUAUUCAGUCCAUACGGUCGUAUUAUCACAUCUCGUAUACUCUGUGAGAAUUCAGGCGGACGUCCAUUCACCGGCGGCGAGCAGGGCCUGUCUAAGGGAGUCGGCUUCAUCAGGUUCGAUCAACGCGUCGAGGCCGAGAGAGCUAUCCAGGAGUUAAACGGAACGGUCCCGAAGGGAGCCACUGAACCUAUAACAGUGAAAUUCGCAAAUAAUCCAAGCAACAACGGAAAAGCGUUAGCACCGCUCGCAGCGUACCUUCCCGCAGCGCUUCGCUUCCCGGCGCCACUGGGAAGAUUCAGCUCAGGCAAGUCCCUACUCGCUAUAAAUAAAGGUCUACAGCGCUACAGCCCUCUUGCCGGCGAACUGCUCGGCGGGGUGCUACCAGGGGCGGUCGGCUCCGAGUGGUGUAUCUUUGUUUACAACCUAGCCCCGGAGACCGAGGAAAACGUCCUCUGGCAGCUGUUCGGGCCAUUCGGCGCCGUCCAGAGCGUGAAAGUGAUCCGCGACUUGCAGACCAACAAAUGCAAAGGUUACGGCUUCAUAACAAUGACGAAUUACGACGAAGCCGUGGUAGCCAUACAGUCCCUGAACGGCUAUACGCUCGGGAACAGAGUGCUCCAGGUCAGUUUUAAGACGAACAAGAUCAAGACGAUCUAAGUCGUCUGGACACGGCCUAGACGAUAGGACGGCACAGCAGGCGCGCACCCAUACAUACAACAUAGAAGAUAACACCGCCCGAAACAGACAUGUUCAUUGUGUCUUAUUAGACGACAAUUAGCGGCCAUUUUGUAAUUUAAUUGUAAAUUUUAUCGAUUCGCUCAUUGUACCUCUUUGUUCGACGUUCGCCAUUUCCAUCGCGUACAACUGGGUUAAGUGUCACGAAAAUCAAAAUGGCGGAAUGGAAAUGCGCAUGUACGGAUGAAAUGGCUGACGUUGAAUGGGAAUCGAGCACGCAAUAAUAAUAUAAGAGGAAGCAUCAAAUGCUCUUAAUACAACAACCAUACAUAUUAAAUAGUCAAUAACAAUGACAAUCAACUUCGCUUAUGAAAGGUUGUGGUUAUCGAGAAAUAGUUUUCGAUUAUAAAUUAAAUAAUUAGCAAUAAUAGCCUAAUGCUAUUCUCACAUUUUAGGAGAUCAUAUCUUACGAAGUUCAGCGGCCGGCUCGGCUCGAUUCGAUAAUGUUUGCCAAAUAUAUUGUCACUAUAAUCGCGUCCGUCGCUCGCGGGUCGCGGCUAAGUCUUAGCCCAAGACUAUCGGCUAUACAGCCAUCCGCGGUGAACGCGUCGAUCCAACUAUAAUAGAAUUAUUGUUAAAGAUUGGAAGAAUAUAUAUUAUCUAUACAUAUAUUUAAUUCAUAUAUUAAUCUAAUUAAGAAUGAAAACUAAUCAAAAACUGUGAUAGGUUUUGAUAAAAUUUUAAAAAAAUAAAUCUUGAAAGAUCACGGAUUGUCAGCCGACACGGUGCAAGCCGGUGGCGUACAUUGGUUACAUCAUACGAAUAUAUCGUACUUAUGAUAGGGACAUUAUUGUCGUAAUGGAAUUGCGAGUUUGGGAUGUACGACCACCGUUGGUAGGUAGGUUAGUUUUUGAGAAACAUUUUGGGGUGACUAGAGAUCGUAAUACGCUUAGGGCGGUGUCAAAAAUGGCACGCGCUAUCAAAGGAAGAUGGGAAAAAUCGAUUUAGCUUCCCUGGCCGGGCGAAGCGGAUAGCGGCGUCCCCCUCCCACCAUCCGCGCUAGAGCGAGACGGCGCUAGCCGGUGACAAGAAAGUUUGCGGAACAAUGGUGCAUACUAGUCUAAAGAUAUCGUAAAAUCGAUAUCUAAACAUAUGAUCGGUACCUGCUAUAUUAAUAAUGUAUGGAUGCGACCCUGCGUCUAUUCGAAGUAGGCUUUAAUUGUCUUAGUUUAAAUAAAGAAAAAAAAAAUGUAAAUAAAAUGUUGUUUAAAAAUAUACAUAUAAAAUAAAAUAGAAGACGCGUCGGAUGAAACACCCAACACAAAAUACCAUGAACCCAAAAGAAACAUCGAACUUGAAUAGAUAUAUUAUCGUGCCGUCCUAACGACCCUACGAUUUUUGUAAAAAAAAUAUAUACUUAAUAUAUGUAAAAAAAAACAGUUUUGUAAUAUUUCAGAUAUUAAUUAAAUAGGUACUCAUUACUAACCAAAGAUGGAGAUUAAAAUUUACAAGUAUUUAUAUAUUUAUUAUAAAUUAAAUGUAAAACGUGCAAUAACUGAUAGCCAGUAAUUUAAUGAAAAUAUAUUAAAUAAAUAACUCGAUGUGGCGUCGGUAGACAUGACGCGCGCCGCCUUCUUUACUAUUUAUUGUAACCUUCGUUUUACCGAGCGAGCCACUAUUUCGAUUACUUUAUCUAUUUAAUUACGAAAAAUAUUUAAAAAAAAAACGCUUAAUUUGACCCAGCUUUGCUUACAUUCCAAUUAAUUAUAAGUUAUUUAGUAUCGUUUAGAUGAAUUGUGAGGUUACCAUUUAUAUUUUCUGACAGAUGUCUUGUGUCAAUAUUUUAGCUUACGGUCGAUACACCGAGAGUGUAGCACAAGUUUUUUUUUUUUUGUAAACUUAUCGAUAAUUCUAUAAUUGUAGUAUCUUAGGUUAAUAUAGUUGUUGUUUUGUGCUGUUCGAAUUUUUCUCGGUCUUAGUGUAGGCGGGAAUUGUAACCAGUAAUGUUGACGAUUGUAACUUCAUUUUUUUUAAUCUAUAUGUUUAGGUAUACCGUCAUUUAUUUAGUGUAUGUGCAAUUUAAUGUAUCCUUUCGUAUGUAAUAGGUGUGCGUUUAACUUAUUUGAUAUGUUGUACCAAAAUCGGUACCGAAAUUGAUUUAUUUAUUAGAGAAAAUAUAUCGGGCGAUUUUAUUAUACAGAUAUUAUUUCGUCGUGCAAUCGGAACGUGUUUAUUUUCUAAAUUCAUUUAUAAUCUGUUUCGAUUUAUUUACUGUUUUCAUUGUCGUGUAAUUAACGUUUGAAACGAAACAAUAACACCAAAGUAUUGUAAACUCAUCGACUUUUUAGAUAAUAAUAAUGUUAAUGUGAAAGAAAAAAAAAUAAUCUAAAUAUUUUGGAGGGAAAUGUUGGUAUUUUGGUAAGAUGUGAAAAAAGUCACUUGGUUCUGAUAUUAGUAGAAUGUUUUGUGCAGUCACCGAGUUCUUUCGGUCAUAAAAUAAUAAUAAUAAAAAUAAUAACGAUAUUAAUAAAUUAUUAAUAGUGCUCAAUAGUGUAGCGUAGAAUAAAUGAAAAAAAUACUGGUGAAGCAAUAAUAAAAUAUUGUGAAUUUUUAACCGUUACACACAAGUAGGUAUGCUACAAUAUUAUAAUUAACUUAAUAUUUUUAUAUGUAUUUUAAAUAUACUAAUAUGAAAUUCAUAUCUACAUAGAUUUAAGCGGCGGACGUACAAAACGUUCUACUAAAUAUUGUGAUUGGGGCGUUUAUGACUAUCGACUUAACCAUAAAUAUGUUUAGAAAAAUUUAAGGCUGCUUGAAAGCAAUAAUCAUUUGAUACAUUGAACUUACGUGUUCCUUAAGGAAGUGACGGAAGCUACGUUCUGAAAUCGGUAGUCAUUAAUGCUUUGGAAUCGCAAUAUAUCUACAAGACUACUAAAAAUACAUUGGCUUGUAGGUAAAUAGUCGAAUUGACCCCGAUAAGUGACAAGGGAUAGCCAGACCUAUCAAUAGCGUAACAGCUAAUUUUUGAACGGUGUUUUGAUGCAUUUUUUAAAAAGUUAAAAAUUAUAUAAAAAAAAAUUAACAUAAUUAUUGGCAAUCCAGAAACAAUACUAAUACGCAUAGGCUAAUUGACAUUGAGGCUGUGAAAUUAGCAAAAUAAAAAUAAAAAUAAAAAAAUUACACGUGGUGAAUGAUCUUUAUUAAUAAAAGUAUGGUAAGGGAUACACAGAAUGAUAGAGUAAUUUUAUAAUAAUUCGUAAAGUGGAAUGCCCGCUCGUGUUUUCGCGCCUCUCAUUUGACAGUUCAAAGUUUGACGUCCGUGACACUCGCUUGACAUUUCUACUAUCAUUCUGUGGGAAUCGUGCAAUCACGUACACACAAGGUUAUGCCCAUAUGUAAUAAGUAAAUCAAUUGAUUAUUCCGACGAUAUUGUGUGACUGACUGUCCGAAUAUAUAUAGUAAUGGGUGAGGCAAAUAGCAUCGCAUUAAGCUUAAUUAUUGGAUUUGGGUGAUACGGAAUGGCCUAAGGUACAAUCAUAGCACAAACCACAAUGAUGGAUGCGCCCUACGCCAUUCCCAUAGUUAAGACACAAAAUGAAGAAAUGAAAUCUUCCAUAGUAAAUAAUGCGUACUUCCCCGUCUUUCGGACCCCUUUCUCUAGUAUAGCUUAGCGUACGCUCCUUAAUAGUUUUAUAAAGUAUAGCCGAUUCCAAGCUAAAUUUUUGCCUCCCUAUUUACAUUCAUUAUUUUUGUGAAAACAUACGACAGCGCUUCAAAACCGAGCCAGUUGAGACAGAUAUAUCUAUAAAAAUGCCUAAAGAUUUUUCACUUUUUUAAAAACACCUCAGUAGAAAUAGCACAGAUAAUAUAUAAAAAUGAAAUCGGUGCCGUAUGUGAUCGCAAAUAUCUUAUAGACAGUGAAAAAAUACCGGUGCGGAUUGAUUAUAAAAAGGAAAAAAAACGAUUUCCGAACGUAAUUUUCGUCUUAUCUCAGAGCUGAAGAUUGCAAUAAAUAUGUAAAUAGCUGGCAUCGGGGCUUCGGUCAACCGAAAGGUUUUGAAUUUAAUUAUAUUUAUAUAUAUAAACAUAUAUACAUAUAUAUGUGUGUAAAUCAUGUAAUAUCAUUUUCACUGUCUAUUAAUUAGGUUAUUUUCGGUGUUGAUUCCUCUUAAGUGCAUAACGGUUUUUUUCCCAUUCCUUUAGAAGAAUAACAAAAUAUUUAUAUAACAACGAAAUCAUAUGACAGAAUAAUUUAAACUGGCCUAAUAAGUCUAUGAAGGCGGUGGAAUGGGAAUCAUACCGUAGGAGUGCAAUGUAGUAUGUGAUACCUAUAAACCUAUAGUCCUAUAAACCUAUAGUCCGAUAGUCCAAACCGCUGACAAACGAAUCUCGAAACUUCCAUUAAGGCUAGCGUUAAUGCAGUGUAAGAUAAAUGUAAGUUUUAACAACUGAAUAUGUUAGCUCAUUUGAUACGAAUGAUCUUCCGAUUUCUAUGGAGUUUCUUUUCAUCUAUUUAAUGUAAGCUGUAGACGUCUAUGUUGAACGUAACAGAUUUAGUUGAUAUUGUGAAACGUGGUCAAAGAGGACACGUUGCUUAUCUUAUGCUAUAUAUGUAUAUAUAUAUUUAUUAUUGUGUACGUUUAAACGAUUACCUCUACUUCUUUAUAGCUUUUGUGAAAGAAUUUUUAUUUGCACAAGAUACAGUAGAACGGGUUUGUCUGGUCUGAGCCGUCUCUCCACACCGACGUGAUUGUUGCGGAGAUAUUGUAAUUAUUUUUUAUGAUAACAGCCGGUGUGGAGUGGCUUUAAUAUUUUCGUAUAAAAUAAUUUGUAAACCAUCCCAUCGAUGUUUAUUAGUGAAAUGUUAAAAUAAUAUAUCCCUUUUAUCCUAAUUGUCAAAAAACUCAGUGCCAGCUUCCCAAAAACUUUAUUCAUACUUUGUUCGGUUGGAUAUUGGAUGAGCUACAGCUCGAGAGCUUUACAGUUUUACAGCUUUACAGCUCCGCCGCCGUAUCUUUGCAAAACCAACAGAGUAAGUAUAAAGUAUAUUAGUCUAAAUGUUGUUCCCUAUAUUUUAAGAAUGCGGUUUUCCAAAUAUGCAUCCGCCGUGCGGUAUAAAAUGUAUUGCAUUUUGGAAAACAGCUUAUAAAUAAAUUAAUACCGUUAAUUUCGGUAUAGUCUUUUGAGAAUACUCAUACCUAAAAAUAAUCAUUAUUAACCAUAUAUUUACAUCUGUAGUGGUUAUUUGGCUGUUUUUAUGUAAUUUAUUCAUUAAUUAAUAUUUUCGCGUCAUUUAUGUGUCUAUAAUUAUUAAUUUAUUGGAAUUAAUUAUAAUUGAAUGAUAAUUAAUAAUAAUAAUGAUAAUGAUAUAAAAAAAAAAUAAUAAUGAAAAUUGUCACAUUCUCUUCACUUUAUACCAUAGUUUUACAAUACGAUAUUUAAUAUCCUCAAUGGUUGUAACUAUACAUUUCUUGUUCUAAAUAUAUAAAAAAAAAA
Danaus plexippus (monarch butterfly) is the source of this 6658-nucleotide messenger RNA. RefSeq names its product ELAV-like protein 4. Lineage: Eukaryota; Metazoa; Arthropoda; Insecta; Lepidoptera; Nymphalidae. The coding region runs from base 83 to 1144 and encodes 353 amino acids. The transcript has 2 exons. The record is from RefSeq and is a predicted model, not a curated record. Gene Ontology annotation, cellular component: ribonucleoprotein complex. Gene Ontology annotation, molecular function: RNA binding.